Molecule: messenger RNA, 222 nt
Organism: Racocetra persica
Lineage: Eukaryota; Fungi; Glomeromycota; Glomeromycetes; Diversisporales; Gigasporaceae
Source: the annotation of a GenBank genome assembly
AAGUCGACCAACCAUUGCUACCAGAAAACAUGAAGGUUUCAUUAAGAAAUGCUCAAGCUCUCCAUAACCUAGAAAAUGGAGGUCAAAAUAGAAUUCAAGUUGAAAAGGAUGUGCAUACAGCACCUGAUAGUGACCAAGCAUUAGUGCUCGGAUCAUACAGACCUUCUUGUUGUUACCAAAACGAAGUCAAUAUCGAAAAGUAUAAAUUUAAGACACCCAUUA